Molecule: messenger RNA, 966 nt
Organism: Botrytis byssoidea
Lineage: Eukaryota; Fungi; Ascomycota; Leotiomycetes; Helotiales; Sclerotiniaceae
Exons: 1
Coding region: 1-966 (321 amino acids)
Cellular component (GO): membrane
Molecular function (GO): transferase activity, transferring alkyl or aryl (other than methyl) groups
Source: RefSeq, a predicted model, not a curated record
AUGUCGGCCAAAAUGGACGCCAUAUCCGUAGUCGAGUCUCCUUCUUUGGUGAAACGAGUCGAGAUCCUUGCCAAAAUUGUCAGAUACUUUUGGCGAUUUACGAGCAGCGACGUUGUGACCUUUGUCGUUCCUAACACGGUAUUCGGGAUCUGUUGUGCGCUUGCUGGACCUCCUCUCGUCUCAGGAGACCACAUUUCGGUCCGGGAAGUGCUCUGGAGAAUUCCUGCUGUCGUGUUAUUCAACUGGUCGAACCUACUAAUCUUUGUCCUCGCCAACCAGCGAUUAUGGGAGUCCGUAACCGAGGAUCAGCUAAAUAAACCAUGGAGGCCUAUACCUCAAGGCCUGGUGACUCGUACGGAAGUGCGUCUAGCAUUGCAGUUGUUAAUUCCUGCUAUACUCGCUAUCAAUCACUGUUUUCUCUGUGUUGGAGCCGAAACGGCUUGUAUUUUGACGGGAACGUGGGUUUACAAUGAUCUCAAAGCGUCAGAUGAUGGUUGGAUCCAGCGUAACUUCAUCGCUGCUCUCGCUUUUUGGGUGUAUAACCGAAGUUCUCUGAAAGUCGCUAUCGGCGGAGGCGGUUCUUCUGAUGCAGUUAUCACACCUGUCGGACAGUUAUGGGUUCUAGUAAUUAGUGGUGUCAUUAUGACAACAAUGCAUGUCCAAGAUUUGAAAGAUAUACUUGGUGAUAAGUCGAGAGGGCGCGAAACUGCACCAAUUCUUUUGGGAGAGCGGAUUACUAGGUGGACACUUGCAAUUCCUAUUUUCCUUUGGAGUCCGAUUUGUGCGCUCUUCUGGGGUGAAUGGAUAGCGUCUAUUCCAGCAAUGCUCAUCGGCUUUUAUGUAUCAUACAGAUGUAUUUUGCGCAGCGGAAAAGAUGAGGAUAAAUGGACAUGGCAAGUGUGGUGUUGCUGGACAGCAUUGUUAUCACUCAUGCCUCUUGGACAUGAGCAAUGGCGGCAAUUUUAA